Molecule: messenger RNA, 1452 nt
Organism: Arabis nemorensis
Lineage: Eukaryota; Viridiplantae; Streptophyta; Magnoliopsida; Brassicales; Brassicaceae
Source: the annotation of a GenBank genome assembly
AUGAAGAAGCGGAAUCUCCGAUCGAAGGAGUCGACUCUCGGAGAAGAUGCUGAGAAACUCUACGAGAAGAGGAUUCGGGAUCUGGAAUCGGCGAAUGAAGCUCUCAAGCGUAAUGUGGAAGAGCUAAGGUCCAAAUUGGCUGAUGUUUCGAUUAGCUCUUCUGUUGGUAGUACUGUAAUACAGUCGAGUAGAGAUUCUUCUCGCAAGUCUAUUGCUACAAAACAGGAGGGUAUGAGCUCAAGGAGUAAGUCAAAUUUGUGCUUAACGAAGAGUCCUAUAAAUCAGUUAGAUGGCCAAGUACAGAAAUUAAAGGCGCAAAAGGUUAAGUUGCAGUGCAAGAUCAAGCUAGACUCUAUGCAAUUCAGACUAUCAAAGGCUUCACUAGAGAAGGAAACUCAUCAGCUCAGAAAAGAACUAAGGAAAAGCGAGUUCGAGAAACAUGUCCUGUCAGCUUUGAACAGGCGCCAGAAGCUGAUUUUGCAGCUCAAGAAUACACAAGCUUUGACAGCCCUGAAGCGCCUAAAAUUGCUGCCACAAUCUAAAAAGAUUUCUUCGAACAAAAAUAAUGGCCAACCAAAAGGAAAAAGCUCCAAGAUUCAGGAUUCUAGCAAUGAAGUUGGGCUACUAAUGAAGUUGAAUAAGAUUCAUUCUGAUUACGAACGCCAAAUGAAAGAAAUAGCUGAAGAGGUCAAAAGGUUCAGCCUAGAGGCAAGUGUGUUGAAGGCAGAAUUUGAGGGAGAGCAAAACUCCUGCUCUGAGUCAUGUGACAACAUAAUCAACCACACUCCGAUGGACUCAGAAUUAAAGGAACUUAAAGAAGAAUUUAACAAACUGAGUACUCUAGUCAGCCAGAUGGAAAUGACCAAAUCUCAACUCAGCGAAGCAAACAAUGUUCAGGUUGUCAAUUUGGGUGAACCAGCUGAAUUCUCUGUUUCCAGCAAGGAUACCGAUGAUCAAUCAAACUUGGAACCAUCUCAACAUAAUCUUUCUGAGGAAACGGUCUGCAAUAGCAACGAUCAAUCAAAUUUAGAGCCAUCUCAACCAAAAUCUUCUGAGGAAACACUCUGCGAUACCAAUGAUGAAUCAAACCUAGAGCUAUCUCAACCGAAAACUUCGGAGAAAACUCUUUGCCAAAAAGAGCAGAGCAAAGCAGAGGUGUGUUGCUCUUGCACUAAAAAAUCUUUGUGCAAGACCAAAAAUUGCAAAUGCAGGGCAAAUGGAAGCGGAUGUGGGGACUCUUGUGGUUGCUUAGUCUCCAAAUGUAGCAACAGAGAAGAAAAAGUAAACAGAUCUGAUAAAGCAAUGCAACCAGUAGAUGGUAAGAAACCCGUUGAGAUUAGCCAUGACGACAAAGAAGCAAAAAAACAACCAUUACGUGAUAUAGGGAACAUACGAGAAGCUGGGAAAGUUGGUAAGCAGAGGAAAAUUCAGAAACCAGUUGCUAAGAAAUAG